AUGGCCGAGGCGGUGGGACUCGCCGCAAGCGUCAUCGCAAUCAUCGACCUGUCCGCCAAAGUCGCUGUCCUCUGCCUCGAUUACUCCACCGCCGUCGGCAAUGCUAGGGCCGACAUCACACGCCUCCGACACCGGUUGGACGACCUAGGCACAACCCUCCAAGGAGUUCGGCAUCUUCUUGAUGACCCGAGUAGUCAAGCGCUCGCGACGUCGCGAAGACUGGUCGACUCUGUUGAUGCCUGCACAUCAGAGCUGGCCCAGUUGCAGAGCAGGCUGGAUCCGGGUAAGGCCCGUAAGGCGAUGCGCCGUUUCGGAAUUCGUGCUCUCAAGUGGCCGUUCGAUAGCAAGGAGGUCAGCGAUAUCGUCUCUAACCUAGAACGCUAUGAACGGACCAUCACUCUAGGUCUGCAAAUCGACCAAACUACGCUUCUCCUCGACAUCAGGCAGAGGAUCGAAGGCGUCUCGCUCCAACCCGAAGAGGAUGUAUCGAUAGCUCGCAAGCCCUGCUUCAGCCUACCGUUCGAACGCGAUCCUGACUUCGUCGACCGACCCUACAUUAUGGCAUGGAUAAAAGACCAAUAUACAGGCCCCGUCGGUCGCAUGGCCCUCGUAGGCAUGGGCGGAUUCGGGUACGAGCCGGAGUGGCUAACAAUCUUGUGCAAGACCAUCAUCACGCUGACUGGCCGUAGUAAAUCGCAGGUCGCCAUUCAAUUUGCGCAUCACGUCCGCGACACGUCACCGCAAACCAGCGUCUUCUGGGUACACGCGAGUUCGAAGCCAAGGUUUGAAGAGGCAUACCGGUCCAUUGCGGACAAUCUACGGCUACCUAGGCGAAACGAUCCCAGCGUCGACGUGCUCGGGCUUGUUCGCGACUGGCUGCAGAGAGAGGAAGCUGGCCCGUGGUUGAUGGUCUUGGACAAUGUUGACGACGUCAACCUCUUCAACCCAACUCCAGCACCGGAAGAGAUGGGGCACAUGGACGCCGCUGAGAAGCUAACAGGUAGCCAUAAGGCUGUCUACGGGAUCUCAGCCAUGGAUGACGCCCAAGCCCUUCUGCUUUUCCGCAACAAGCUGCAGGGAGACUCUGACAAGAAUGCCGCUGCUGAUCUUCUUCGUGCUCUGGAUUAUAUCCCGCUGGCCAUUACCCAAGCGGCGGCAUACAUCAACCGUCGCGCCCCCCGCAUAUCGGUAAAGACAUACCUGGACACCUUCCGGGAAAGUAAUAAGAAGAAGGGCAGCCUCCUCAAUAGCGACGCAGGGGAUCUUCGACGGGAUGAGACCGUCUCCAACUCCGUGGUUACGACGUGGCAAGUAACCCUUGAGCAGAUACGCCGCGAGAGACCAUCCGCAGCCAACCUGCUCUCACUUAUGAGCUUCUUCAAUCCGCAGGGCAUCCCGGAGUUUGUACUCCACAACUAUAAGGGCGAACUGGAGGGCAAUGUGGACAGAGACGAAGAUAGGGAUGAAUUUGAGGAUGAUCUAGAUGUCCUCUGUGGCUACUCGCUCGUGUCUGUGACAGCAACGCGGGAUGUAUGCGAGAUGCAUUCCCUCGUGCAGUUUUGCACACGAGCUUGGCUGUCUAUGGUUGACGAUGCAGAACGAUGGAGACAGGUAUUUUUAUGGGCCAUGUCAAGACAUUUUCCAUCUGGUGCAUUCGAGACCUGGCCCACCUGUCAGAUGCUACUUCCUCACAUUGAGUCGAUGUUGGAGGAGGAGCCACCAAACGAGGACCUGCAGAAGUGGGCCCUUUUGUUGACAAAUUGUGCACGGUAUAUGUUCACUAUAGGGAACUACAGGGCGGCAAGAAAGUUGGGCGACAAAGCAGUCAAAACGAGGGCCAGUGUGCUGGGAGAGGAGCAUCCCGAUACGCUGAGCAGCAUGAACAACCUGGCGUUGACAUAUAGGAACCAAGGGCGAUGGAAGGAGGCGGAAGAGCUACAAGUGCGAGUGAUGGAGACGAGGGCCAAUGUUCUUGGAGAGCAGCAUCCCGAUACGCUGACCAGCAUGGGCAACCUAACGGUAACAUAUAUGAACCAAGGGCGAUGGAAGGAGGCGGAAGAGCUACAAGUGCGAGUGAUGGAGACGACGAAGAAUGCUCUUGGAGAGCAGCAUCCCUCGACGCUGAGCAGCAUGGCCAACCUGGCGUCGACGUACUGGAACCAAGGGCGAUGGAAGGAGGCGGAAGAGCUAGACUUGCGAGUGAUGGAGACGAGGAAGACGGUGCUGGGGGAGGAGCAUCCCGAUACGCUGACCAGCAUGGCCAACCUGGCGUCGACGUAUAGGAACCAAGGUCGAUGGAAGAAGGCGGAAGAGCUAGACUUGCGAGUGAUGGAGACGAGGAAGACGGUGCUGGGAGAGGAGCAUCCCAAGAUGCUGAGCAGCAUGGCCAACUUGGCGUUGACGUACUGGAACCAAGGGCGAUGGAAGGAGGCAGAAGAGCUACAAGUGCGAGUGAUGGAGACGACGAAGAAUGUUCUUGGAGAGCAGCAUCCCUCGACGCUGACCAGCAUGAACAACCUGGCCAUUAUCUGGAAAGACCAAGGCCGCUCUAGAGAUGCUCUAGCUCUGAUGCGAAACUGCGUUGUCCUACGAGAGCGAGUGCUUGAUAUAGACCAUCCGGACGCAGCAUCCUCGGCGGCAACUCUAGCUAAUUGGGAGGAAGCGAGCGACCUAUCAUAG
Molecule: messenger RNA, 2679 nt
Organism: Ilyonectria robusta
Lineage: Eukaryota; Fungi; Ascomycota; Sordariomycetes; Hypocreales; Nectriaceae
Exons: 3
Coding region: 1-2679 (892 amino acids)
Cellular component (GO): kinesin complex
Molecular function (GO): protein binding
Source: RefSeq, a predicted model, not a curated record